Molecule: messenger RNA, 1027 nt
Organism: Sorghum bicolor (sorghum)
Lineage: Eukaryota; Viridiplantae; Streptophyta; Magnoliopsida; Poales; Poaceae
Exons: 1
Coding region: 230-637 (135 amino acids)
Source: RefSeq, a predicted model, not a curated record
AUAGGUUGAUAGAGACAAAGAUGUUCCCAUUGAAUUAAGUUUGGAUGCUGCAGAGAAAAAAAAGUUCUGCUUAGAGCUAUACUUAGAAAAACCAGGGUCACCAAACGCGGUGGUGGUGUGCCAUUCCUUCCGGCUACACGCACUCCAGCAACCCUAGAUUUUCCUUGGAAACGCGGCAGCAAGAAACAUCAAACACACAUCGAUCGGCGCCUUUGCGCGUUCGUCGUGCAUGCGAUCCAUGGGUCGUCGUCGCCUCGGCACCGCGGCGCUCGUGGCCCUCGUCGCGGCCUGCCUCCUGUACUGCGGCGCGGCGGCCGACGACGCCGGGCCGACGACGACGGACCUCGGCGGGGCGCCGCUGCUGCGGGCGGCGCCGUGCGACGGGACGCUGGGGCAGUGCGCGGUGGGGAGCGAGGAGGAGCAGGAGGUGGGCGGUGGCGGCGACGCGCUCCUGCGGCGGGCGCGGGCGGCGCGGCAGCCGACCAACCGGUACAUCAGCUUGUGUAGGUCGCCCACCUCUAUCGCCGCCCCGCCGAUGGAGGGCAGCCCGACGCGGUCCUCCACGGUCGGGGUCGGUUUUCUGCGAUACGGAGUUGCGAUACAGAUACGGAGUUACGGAGAUGACGCGCGAGGCUGAGGACGGAGAGUAGGGCGGAGAGUAGAGAUGUAAGGUCGUGAUCAUGCUUUUAAUCUGAGCCGUUUAAUCUGUAUGACAUGUGCUGUAAGUCGUUGAUCUUGUAGGUGGGAUUUGCUUGGAGAAGAUUUCAAUUAUAGUAGAGAUUUACGACAAACAACUUUAUAAAUCAGCUGCAACGAGCUGCUCUGAUCGUUACAUCGUGCAAGCCUACAUCAUGUAGAGGUUGUAGCCAGUGGCAUUGGGGUUACAUGAUUGAGAUUGGAGCAAGAAAAUUCUACCAUCUGAACAUGAUGUGCUGCUUCCUGAAGUGCCUGCCGAGCAAGACUUCGGUGUACCUUGUAGAUCCUGGAUACUGUGGCAGUGUGGCUGUAGCAUUGUUGCUGAAGACUU